This is a messenger RNA of Penaeus vannamei (Pacific white shrimp), 3628 nucleotides long. Lineage: Eukaryota; Metazoa; Arthropoda; Malacostraca; Decapoda; Penaeidae. The record is from RefSeq and is a predicted model, not a curated record.
AUGAGAGUUAUUGCACUUUCUAAAUUUCAAGCACAUUUAUUAGGAAGUGGCAGUCACACUGUUAAGUAUUGUCGUAAGUUGGAUCUCCUACAAGGAUUAUUCACAAUCCUGUUUUUAUUUCACAAUUUCAGUUCUAAACCCCUCAAAGUGAAUGAAAGAGUGAGACCAGGAAAUGCACAGCUGAUUUGUGCAUCGUUUAGUGCAGGAGGACAUUUCCUGGCAGUGGGAGGAGCUGACCAUUUUGUCAGAGUAUAUCAUCUUGGUGGAGAAGAUGGAGUAGAGAAGCUCAUUGAGACAGAGCGGCAUCAGGACCGUGUUGAUAGUAUCCAGUGGUGCCACAAAGGAUUGAUGUUUGUGUCAGGCAGUCGUGAUGGUACAGCACUUGUAUGGCGCUACGAAACACAACAGUGGAAGAACCUCGUCUUGAAUAUGACUGACAGACUUCCUGGGGACAGUCCUCCAUCUGAAGAGAUACGUCGGCUCCAAGUAACAAUGGUAGGAUGGAACAGGAGUGAUGAAUAUGUCAUCACAGCUAGCAAUGACAAGUGGUUGCGAGUGUGGGAUAGUAGCCAAGGCAAGCUUAAACAUAUUCUCAGGGGCCAUGAGGAUAACUCCUAUGUGAUUGAGGCACAUCCCCUCGAAAAUAUUAUCCUGACUGCAGCUCAUGAUGGUCAAUUGAUGAUCUGGGAUAUCAGCACAGGAACUCUGGUGAGAAGCUUUAAAAAUACCAUUGAAGGCCAAGGUUAUGGUGCAUUAUUUGAUGCCAAGUGGUCACCUGAUGGUUACACUAUAGCAACAACAGAUUCUCAUGGACAUCUCAUUCUCUUUGGUAUUGGACACAAUGAGAAAUUCAAGAAGAUACCAAAAGAGCUUUUCUUUCAUACGGACUAUCGGCCUCUUGUGCGAGAUGCCAAUAACCAUGUGCUGGAUGAGCAGACUCAGAUGGCACCACACCUCAUGCCACCCCCAUUCUUGGUCAACAUGGAUGGUGACCCAUAUCCUCCCGAAUACCAGAGGCUUGUACCUGGUCGAGAAAACUGCAGACAUGACCAGCUUAUUCCAAAUGUUUUAUUGAAUGCAAAUGGUGACCAAGAGGUGCUAGAUGCAGCACUACAGGACUAUGAGCAUCCUCCUGCAAAUGCUCCAAAUGCUCCAGCUCCUGAGGCUGCCGGUGGCCAGAGACCGAACAUUGAUGAAAUGAUAGAACGGCUUGCCCAAGAACAAGACCAAAGAAUAGCCCAUAAUAGAAGACCAUCUGACGCAGCUAUUGACCAGCCAGGCCCAAGCAAUGUGCGAGAAAGAAGAGAAAGUAGUAGUGCGCGGGGAGAACGGAGAGCCAGUUCAGGAGGUCCCCCAACAGAUCACUCUUAUGCUGUUGCUGCUCUCCAUGACCCACUCUCACCCAGAGCAAGCCGAGCUGGAACUCGGCGAGUAGGCGAUGUGGAAGGCGUGCGACAGUCAACAGGAAACUGGCAGCGUGAUCCCAACAUGAAGUGGAAUCGUCGUAUCAUCAUACGCCAACAACAGCACUCAAACAUCAAACAAAACCUCAAUAACAGAAGGAUUCUCGGAGAGUAUGAGUUACAUUUGUAUGAUGAAGAAAGUCGCAAGAAACCUGAACCAGUUAAAUCCCCAGAACAGCAGCAACAUGAGGCAGAGAGAAAAACAAGGAAGAAACAGAAAAAGCAAACUCAUUCCUAUUCAACACGCUCUGUCAGAGAAUCCAGAAGAGGGCCCUAUGAAGGCCAGGAGUUUGAGGAUGCAGAGAAUCCACCAGGGUCCAGCAGCCCAGGCACCUCCUCUGGUACAGAAAUAGAGAAUGAAGAGCUCCAAGAGUCCUCCAGCUCAGAUGAUCAGUCCACAGACUACUCUGACUGGACAGCUGAUGCAGGUUUCAGCCUUGAACCCCCCAAGAGAACAGCUCACAAACAGAAAAAAUCCAUAAGGAAGGGGAGGAGAAAAGGAAGGUUGACAAGUGAUGAUGAUGAUGACAAGGAAAAUAAAGAUGAUGAUGAUGAAGAGGAUGAUGAAGAGGAUGAUGAUAUGGAAAAGGGAAAAUCUGCUUCAACACCUCGUGUACAGAGAAAGCUAAGAGCACCACGACCUAACUUGUCGGAGUUAAAUGGAGCGGCUGAUGAGAUUCCUGAAGAGUACCGUCCACCUGAAUGGUUGACGGAAACCUUCCCCAAGAAGGCACCUUACUUCCCACAAAUGGGAGAUGAACUCAUAUAUUUUAUGCAGGGCCACAUGCUCUAUGUAGAAGCCGUCAUGAAUAGAAAGCUCUAUACCAUUGACAAAAGGAGUCUCCCAUGGAUGAGAACUACAAAUAAAUUGAGGGAUCAAGAGUUUGUAAAAAUCAUAGGCAUCAAGUAUGAGAUUAAGCCACCACGCCUUUGCUGCCUCAAGCUUGGGAUAAUGGAUCUUGGGCGAGGAAAGCUCACCUCGGAUUCAUUCACCAUUAAAUACCAUGACAUGCCAGAUGUACUUGAUUUUCUUAUAUUAAAGGCCACGUACAAUUAUGCCAUGAGUAGACACUGGCAGAAAGGUGACAGGUUCAGAUGCAUAAUUGAUGACGCAUGGUGGUUAGGCACUGUGGAAAGCCAUGAGCCUCACCUACCCGAGUUCCCCGACUCCAUGUUCAUGUGCUACAGAGUCUUGUGGGAUAAUGGAGAAGAAGAGAGACUGAGUCCGUGGGAUAUGGAACCCAUUGAUGAAAACAUGGAAGUAAUGGAAAGAGGUGGUAGUGUGGCAGUAAAGCCCAAAGAGCUUGAGGAACUACUCUACCGACCUCAGUCUGAGGAGUGGGCAGGGCGUAAUCCUGAUCAGGAAUGUGAUCGCAUCAGUCAUGGCCUUUCCCUCAUCAUGACACUGGCCAUUGCUGAGCCCUUCCUCGUUCCUGUUGAUCUCAACGCAUAUCCAAUGUAUGCCUUAACCAUAGACUAUCCAAUGGAUCUCACUACCAUCAAGAGUAGACUAGACAACCGCUUCUAUCGGCGUAUCAAUGCAGUCCAGUUUGAUGUGCGGUACCUGGCCACCAACACAGAAAAAUUCAACCAGAAAGGAAGCAAUAUUGUUAGGCAAGCCAGAAUCGUCACUGAACUUUGCUUAAAGCUGAUCAAAGAUGACACAUGUAUUGACCCUACGCCCCUAUACCAUGAACUGCAAGCCAACUACCACUCUCCAGAUCAUAGUGAUGAGGAUCCGACUGGAGAAAGUAGAGGUGGUGGAUUGCGGGGUGAAGGCAAGGGGGGCCAUAGCAAAGGUCUUCGUGGUCGAGGACAACCCGCAGCUGUAAAGAGGUCAUGGCAACAAAUGUGUCGAGAUCUCCUCAAAAGCAUAUUUGAAAAAGAAGACUCAAUACCUUUCAGAUUUCCAGUGGACUUGGAGCGUUACCCUGACUACAGCCAGGUAAUAGAUAUACCCAUGGACCUCACCACAGUAAGAGAAGAGUUGUCAGCUUCAGGCUACUCUACACCACAUGACUUUGCCAAGGAUGUUCGACUCAUCUUUACAAACUCCAAAAACUACAACACCAACAAGAGGUCCAGGAUUUACUCCAUGACUCUACGGUUGGAAGCAUAUUUUGAGGACCAGAUAAAGCCAAUAUUAGCAAGCUACAAAUCAAAAG